Messenger RNA from Rasamsonia emersonii CBS 393.64, 702 nucleotides. RefSeq names its product UMTA methyltransferase family protein. The coding region runs from base 1 to 702 and encodes 233 amino acids. The record is from RefSeq and is a predicted model, not a curated record. NCBI's taxonomy places the organism in Eukaryota, Fungi, Ascomycota, Eurotiomycetes, Eurotiales, Trichocomaceae. The transcript has 7 exons.
AUGGCUCAAAAUGCACUUGCGGGGAAUAAUCCCCUGGAAGUAGAUGAUGCCCUUGCUGACACUGAUUCGGCUUACAAUGAAUCAAUGGGCGUCGAUACCAUGCGUUUCAUGAAGGAUCAUAUGUUGUGGUUUGCUGCUAGAGCUAAGACCUAUAGUAAACAUCCUUCCGCUCAAGUUAUUGGCACUGACUUGAGCCCUAUACAAUCUCCAUGGGUACCUCCAAAUUGCGUAUUUGAAAUCGACGACUUUCACACAGAUUGGGUGUAUAAGAACAAAUUUGACUUCAUCAUGGCCGCAUUCGAACAUCUGAAAUCUGGAGGAUAUUUUGAAUUUGAUGGUGCCUAUGCACACUUUUUAUCUGAUGAUGAUACUCACAAAAAGGCCGAGAAUUGUCAGUCGUGGCUAGAAAAACUGCGUGAUGCAAGUGCGAAAUUUGGCAAGAGUAUUGAGAAUGUACGCUACUGGAAAGAAAAGAUGGAAAAGGCAGGGUUUGUUGAUGUGAAAGAGGAAUCCUUCAAGGUCCCAAUUGGUCCAUGGCCAAAGGAUCCGAAGUUAAAGGAGAUUGGAAGAUUCCAGCAAGUUCAGCAGAUCCAGGGGGCAGAGGUUUACACACCGGCCCUUUUCUCCCGAGUUCUUGGCUGGAGCAAAGAGGAAAUAGAUGUGUUAUUGGCAAAAGUACGAGAUGAAAUCAAGGAUCGCUAG